Phragmites australis (common reed) is the source of this 2609-nucleotide messenger RNA. RefSeq lists its product as uncharacterized. Bases 131 to 2449 code for a protein of 772 amino acids. The record is from RefSeq and is a predicted model, not a curated record. NCBI's taxonomy places the organism in Eukaryota, Viridiplantae, Streptophyta, Magnoliopsida, Poales, Poaceae. The transcript is spliced from 3 exons.
GCUUAGUUCCUUAAGUAACCUUUGCACUCCUAGCGAACGUGUAAUAGGUUGAAACCAUUCGGGAACACUAUUGUCUAAAAAAGAAGCAGGUUGUUGUGAGCUCGGUUGACACAUUUAGCUCAGCUCAAUCAUGGACAGAAAUAUUACUCAAGUUUGCUCUGACAGACUGCUGGAUUACUUCGGUAUGAGCACUGAUAGGAAGAUGUGGCGAGUCAACGUGCUGAUGCUGAUCAACGGCAUCUUGAUGGGAGUCGUGGUUGGCAUAGGCGCCUACGCCCCACGGUAUCGCCGCCAUGUUUUGAUCCGCUUCCUCUUCCUGGGAGCCUCAACCUUGUUCCUCCCCAUCGUCUCCAGCGUUGCCGCCACUCUUGGUAGUGAUCAGUACUUCUCCGGCUCUUUAUUCGGUCGUCACGUCGUAGUGGCGAAAUGCCAACCGGGAAUUCACAUCGUCCUAGUCUUAGUAUGGACGGGGCUCGUUGUACUUGUCGGUAUCAAUACAAGUGCAGUAGUCGCUGGCGAUGAAAGAGAAGGUAGAAACGUUGGGCCCCCUACAGAACUGUUGAUUAAAGCAGGCUGGACUACAUACCUAAUAUACAUAACCACAUCGAAGAGGGGAUUUCUCGCAACAACGCGCUAUUUAGGGAAGCUCUUACAGAGUGGUAGUUUCGGUCAUCAAGUGCAGAUCAUGUUCGCUCUGCUUACCUGUCUUACAUUUUGCAAAUUACUUUUCAAGUAUAUUACAUUUCACAGGGCUAAACGAUCGGUUGCGCUCGGGCGCAGUCCCCGUUUUAUUGCCGGUUACAUGGCUGAGCUACGAGAAAGCCAAAGUAUAGCUCCUGCACUUGUAGUUCAGGGAGAGGAGACAGGACAAGUAGAGAAGUGGCUUCAUGGUGACAGUACAAGGAGAAACAAGGUUGACAGUACAAGUAGAGAAGUGCCCGACCAGGGUGACAGUACAAGGAGAGAGUGCCCACAGUUAGUGACCUUGGACAGAGUUUGGGGGCACAGUCUUCUGUGGUCAGAACCCAAAGAUCUGUGCUUUUCGUUCGCGUUGUUCAAGCUGCUACGGUGUCGGUUUGCAAAGUACACAGUUUUUGAGGCUGGUUUCAUGAAGGCCCGUGAGUUUUUCCGGGACACGUUGCUCAAGGGUCAUGACUAUGAGAGGGUAUUUCAAGUGGUCGCAGACGAGCUCUCUUUCCUCCAUGAUUAUUACUAUUCAGCCCAGCCAAGCAACUUCCUCUUAUCACUCUUUAGUAUUGGUUACUGUUCGUAUAUGUUUGUAUUCGUCUCACAAGCAAUGAUGCAUUUAGGAGGCUAUGAGCAGAUAUACUGUCUAGUGUGGUGCCCAUACAGCAAAAUUACUCGUCAUCAAAGUGGAGAUCGAUCUCUUUAUUCGGUAGGAACGGGAACCAAUAAACGUGGAACAUAUCUUGACUUUGGAAAUACGUACUAUGAUGUAGUACCGGUAUAUUUGGUCCUCACGGUGCUUAUGUUUUCAGAGAUCAGGGAUAUUGUUUCCCACAUCGGUUCUAAGUGGACCAAAGUGGCCCUGGUUUGCAAAUACGUCAACAGUAAUUCUGCCGUCCUGGAAAAACGUAUUGCCUUUGCGUUCAGGUGUUGCAAAAUCAAGCUGGUGAGGAGCUGGGAGGGCAAAAUGAACCAGUGCUCAAUACUGGUGCUCCGCCCGUGGGACAUCUCACUUCUUCCAAGGAGUCUCCUCCGUUUGCCCAACCAAAAGAAGGUCAAGGUACCAGGUGAGGUCAAGGCCGCCGUCUUCAAAGCCCUCAAAAACCUGACCAGCGAUCAGGAGGGAGCCAUCAAGCAUAUUCGGCCACCCUCGUCUCCAGUUUCCGGCCCCACCGCUGUGGACGCCCGGUCGGCAUGCCAUGGCAAGGGUGCAGCUGACACCAUACUUGCGUGGCACAUCGCCACGAGCAUAUAUGAGCUGAGGCACCCCCAGGCGUCGAAUCCUGAGGGCCAUAAGAUUGCCGCCACUCACCUCUCACGCUACUGCGCGUACUUGGUCAGCUACCGCCCGGGGCUACUUCCCGACGACGACGAAUGGUGCAAGGAAUUAUACAAGGACGUCAAGAAGGAUGCUGAUCGCGUCCUCGGACGCCGUGCUGCGGCCUCAACGCCGGAAAUCGAGUACCGGCAGCUGGUGGAUUUGCUGAGCGCAGACUCCAACCACGAGGUGCUCAAGAACGGCGCGAGGCUCGGAGAGCGAUUGGUGGUGGAUUCGGAGACGAAGUGGGAGGCGCUGGCCAAUUUCUGGGUGGAGAUGAUCCUGUACGUCGCCCCGUCGGAGAACUUGGAAGGGCACGCAGAGGCCAUUGCCGGUGGCGGCGAGCUGAUAACGCUCCUCUGCACGUUGCUUCCACACGCCGGGAUUGUGGGUAGGCUCGACGACACGGCCGCCGACAACAGUGCUGCUGUUGACCAUGCUUGAGUGUGAUGUAUGUUCGUGCAGGCAUGCAUGUGUGAUUUGUGGUUGAAUUUGCCCGUGUCUUGUGCUAGUACUCUUGUUUUUCUUUGUGUCCAUGCUUAAGUGGCGUGUGUUGUAACUAUAAGUUACAUAUCGUGGUUGGUCUAAUAUAUGUUCAUUAUGA